AUGGACGAUUCUUCAUUCAGGCCACCAAAUCUAUUUAGUAACACUGACAACGGACGAUCUCCCGAUCAAGCACUUCUGGACGAAGAAAAUGGAAGAGCUGAUGGUAUUUUGACCUUGAUCGAGGGGCCGUCCGUCGCUGAUCUGCCACCUCUAGACAUCGAAUUGGACGGAGAUUGGUCUGAUUCCAGCACAGAAACAGAUGCACCGCCGCUCGAACACCAUAUCCAGAUGCCUUCUAGUUCUCAGUUGCAAACGCAGUCGUCUACGGCAGCGAGUAACAAUCAGAGUGAUCCGAGUAUCCCGGACGAUGUGGAUGAUGCUGCUAGUGAAGAGAGUUUGUACGAGUCAGCGCACUCGGAUACUCCUAACUUAGCGAAGGAUCAUGAGAUGAGUACUGAUGAACCCUCUGUCGACCCAUUCGACAAUAAAGAUCUGGAACAAUCCAUUCCAGGAUUAUAUAGGAUCCUGGAUCUAGUUACCGAACAGGGAAGCGGUGGGCUCGGUAUGGUCUUUCCCGCCAUGAUGGGGCUUACGCUUACGCUUUCUCAAGUGGAUAAGAUCAUUAUAUCUCAAAACUCGCUUAAAACAUUCAUCAAUACUAUUAGUCCAGGCGCCUACCUGUCCAUGACGAAGGUCAAUUUCAAAAUGUUGGACCAAUCCACCAUCAAACCUGUAGGCAUUUACGGCAGUAAGGAAGAGAUAGUCCGUUUCCUCUUGAGGCUUCAUGCCGUCGAUGAUACUAUAGCUACUCACCUACUAUCUGAAUCGAGUACUACCGAAGCCCAUCCGACACUUCGCUCGGGGUUGUACAUCCUUCGUUCAAGCGCUGCUGAGCCUAACGGAUCCGAACAAAUGUACCUCACACGAAUGUGUGAUCAGAUUGUCGCAUUGGUGUCGUCAGAACACGCUCGAAGAAUGGUGUGGAGCGAGAUCGGUGACAAUGGCGAUGACGAUGACGAUUGUGUCGACGAGGAUGACGAAAAUGACCGAAUCAUCAGGUGUGUCGUGCAAAGGACAACCGAGCAGGAAGAGUCGGUGCAAGUUCGUGAAGGAUUCAAGAUAACUUCGGAACAUAUAUCCCAGACAGAGCCAUCCGAGUGUGGAGAGCAGUGCUCCGUAAAACCCUUUCUGCUUUUGGGAGAGGCGGCGCAGGGCUUUGUGACUGUGCAACAUCAUCCCCCUAAACGUGUUAUCGAAACGCUCAAGGGUCGCUCCUUCAAUGCCAUUCAACUGGAAGACUACUUAAUAUCCGAUAGCUUAGAUAUCAGUGAAACCCUCGAUGACAAAGGGCUUCGGAUACUGGUUGAUGUUGGCCUUCGAAAGCGCUGUCCUCAGGAAUGUGUGAACUGGGAACACCAGUCUACAGCAAUUCAGGAACGUUAUAAGAAGAUCUUCGAUGAUAGGUUCCGGAAAGCUAAAGACGAGUUGGUUAAAGUAACCGAAAGCCUGAGUAGUGCUGCAUACAAUGCUGUUAUUGAUGAUGUGGUGGCACUAUACCCGUUCAUCGACAAGCAAGCAUUCCAGUAUACAGGCUCCGGUACUGAGGAUCCACCAGUGGUUUCAUUUUCGCAAAUCACCGAUACCUAUCCGGAUGCAAGCAGGGUUUUUCAGCGCAACAUUCAAGAUUGCCAUGUAAUUUCGGAUCGCGAGUUCCGGGCUACGAAGGAUCGGUUGUGCCUUCUUGUAGAGUUGGCAUCCCGAACAAAAGGUCUAGGCAGUGGCGUGCGGGACCCAAUCUUGCGUGCAACCUUCAUUGGUGGAUUUCGAGAGGCAGAGAAAGUGGCUAAAUCUUUGUCUAUGGGUUCAGCAAGCAAACUCAAGAUGAUCCUUGACUACUGUGACAAGUUGAUGAACAGCGGUUUGGCCCCGCAGACCAACACUCAUUCUAUAGAUAGUGUCCUCAAAGAAGCCCACGAGGCGGCGCUAAAGGUCACAGAUAAAAAAGAAAGUCCAGGAGAGGGAACAGUUAGUACGGAACUUGUUGAAAAAGCAAGACAGAAAGCGAAGUCAUACUUUGAAUACACCAUCCCCCGUGUCGUCAUGAAAAUUGUUUCGUCAUUCAAAGGGAUCCAGGAGGUAGGCUGCCGUGCGAAAAUCAAGGCCGAGUGCUCUAGCCAAGAGGAUCAAGAGCGAUACAAGUAUAGAUUACAAUUGAUCCAGCACGUCAAUAACUCGUCCGCUCAAGUACAGUGCAGGCACACUUUGCGAAUUGAUUCCGUUGAAGAAGAAAAGAAGGCUUGGGCGAUUCCUAAAACAUACAGGCUCUGGGGCCUGCGAGAAUCCCAGGAAGAUCCAGUGACGUGUUACACGGUCCAUCCCAUGAAUGUGACGGAGGAGGACAAGCACAACCUGCAAUUAGAUCCCUCCAGUAUCCCUUCACCUCGCUUCAGGUUUCAGCAUCCAUUCGAGUUACCUCUUGGGCAUACAAUCUUACGUGCGCAGCUUCUUGAAAGAGAGAGGCUGCUCUUAAUUGUCGCGGACCGGGUUGGGAACAUAUUUGUGUAUCUUGAAACUCUCACCGCCAUGCACGGUGCCAUACAGCGUGGGCAUUGUAAGGCCCUGAAACGGGAAAAGAUUGGCCAGGAUUUCCAUAUCGCCUUCGACGAGUCAAAGCGGAUGUUGGCUGUUGUUUCGUCAGACAAGCUUCUAUUGCAUGUAUUUGUAUACGGUGACGUGCGAGGAUUUCAAGCCCAGGGGAGCGCCAUUAACUUGGGUCCUUGGUAUGGCGAAGGAGUGCGCAUCCGUCACGCCUGCUUUAUAUGUGGUAGCGAAGAAAUACUACUGGUGGACUCUCAAGCCCAGGCUAGAGUGUUCUCAUUGGUAACCAUGCAAUUCCGACCUGCGGUUCUUAGCCUACCUCAAGUCCCAACCGGCGUGCAUUGCACACCCGAUGGGUCCUGCGUAUUGGUUCUUCAACCCCAUGAGUCUGAGCUAGCAGUAACCGCUUACCACUGGAGUUCUUUCGGUUCCACGGAGGGCAUAUCACUCAACAUUCCCGAUCUUCCUGUUGGCGAACCCCUCGUAGUCACCUCGCUUAUCAAACGCACAGCGGUUCAUUUGCUGAAGCUCGAUUUAUCCACUCGCUGCUGCCAGUCGUAUGCGCUCGACAUUACUCGACGGCAUACCGAAUUCAUGUUCCGUGAGCGGGUCAACCGCAAUUCUACAUCAGAGAGAGCACACGAAACCGCUCAUAACUGCCUCAUCGACUGUCACUCAGAGGUGUGGACUCGCUUUCCUGUAUGCGCAGCAGUGCCACGAGAGACUAUAUCCUCUGCCAGUCUCAGAGGCCAGAAAAGCCUCGUGUUUGUUACGGAUCGUAGCUUUGACAUGUUCGCUCCUCAUUUCUCUCAGAUGAUUCACUCUUUCGAACGCACGGCAAAGAAACCUACUGGAAAUGCCCUCAAAUCGGUGAAGGUGUCCGCUGCCUCAUUCGACGUCUUUGCACAGGAGUUAUGCGAUGGUGCUACAUGGAACGUCUCACAGUAUCGGGCGGGCGAAUGGAUCGUUGAUUUCUUGUGUUUGAUUCCGAUCCACAUAGCGGUGACCAAGGACAAUCGCUUCAUCCCUCUAAAAGACGGUGUAUAUUCACCAAGCUUGGAGAGGGAAUUACUGGGAGCAGGCAUUAACCGCAUCGUAGACAAUAUUUCUUUCGGAUGGUAUGAGUCGCUCUUUCAGUCUUACAUGGCAACGAAGGUAGCUUCCUUGUCUCAUACAAUGUUUCUAACUAACAAAGACCAGCCUGUCAGAGUGGUGUCGUCCAUGGGAGAACAAUCUGUUGGAAAGAGUUAUGCUCUGAACCACCUCGUGGAUACUUCAUUUGCUGGCUCCGCGAUGCGUACGACGGAGGGCGUUUGGAUGUCAGUCACCCCAACAGAGAAAGAGCUAAUCGUAGCUCUAGACUUCGAAGGUGUUCAUAGUAUCGAACGAUCAGCGCAAGAAGACACGCUACUUGUAUUAUUCAACACUGCUAUCUCAAAUUUAUCUAGCGCUACUGUUCUAGAUCCGGCAGAAAACCCUUCGUUAUUCCAGUCAACUUUAGUAAUCAUCAUCAAGGAUGUCGUUGAGGCGGACAAAGUAGAAAUAGGCAGAGAGUUCUCUCUGAAGUUCGAGAAGAUUGUUCAGGACGAACAAGAGGCGAACUUCAUCACUCGUCUGCAUGCAGGUCGAUUAAACAUCAUUCCUUGGCCUGUCAUUGAAUCCAAAGAAUUCUAUAAGCUAUUCACUAAGUUGAAAAGAUGCCUGGAUCAGCAACCAGUUACGCACCCCGCCGCAGGCGAAUUCCUCCACAAGAUGAAAACGCUGAUGGCGAAACUUAAGGCCAAUGAUUGGGGAGCUAUGUCUCAAACCAUGGCAUCCCAUCGAGCCCAGCUUUUGCUGUCAUUGCUUCCGAAUGCAUUGAUAUAUGGUCUGCAAGAGGUCGCUCCUGAGCCAGAGCCUCUGAAGUCGAGACUGUUCCUUGGGGUCGGAGGGUUUUCACAAUCAGAGACUCGCGAGCAAGUCCUUAAGGUCUUGCGCAAAUCCUGGGAUCGGAACGAAAUGCGUCAGCACCUUUCGGAUCCUGAAUGGGCAGAUGGUCUUUCCCAAUAUCUUGAACAGAUCGUCAACUUGCGUAUCGACCAUACGGGACAUGCUAGCAUCGAGGAGUUACGAAGAACAUUUGAGAAUGCUUCAGUCGAUCUGAGGAGCAACGUUCAACUCUGCAGAUUGCAAUGCGCGAGUUGCCAAUUGCUGUGCAUUCAGAGUCGCUUGCACGAUGGCCCACACAACUGCCGCACCGAUCACGCCUGCAUCCACCAAUGUGAUUUCUGCAAGGAAGGCACUGGCGAGAACAGAGCAUGCUCUAUGAUUUGCGUCGUGAAUGCUCACCUGUGUGGGAAACCUUGCAAGUUCGCGGGCAAAUUUGGUUGUCUCCAUCAGUGCACCAAAGUCACCGAUCACCCGGACGAACAUUUAUGUGCUGCUCUAGUCCAUGGGUGUGGAGAGCCUUGUGAUUUGUCUGGGAUCAAGCUCAUUGACGGGUCGACAUAUGCAUGCCCUGGGACCUGUCGCGUACCAAGCGAGGAACAUCUUUGCUCUGUCGACUGCUCUGUCCCCGGGAUAUGUGAGAUCGAGACUGCACCAUAUUCCAUCGAGGCUACUUUCACAGGCAGACAUGAAACCUUUCAAUAUACGAAGUACUCUCAAGUUGCCAAACGGCUCAAAUGUGCCAAGUCAAUCCCACCUGGCCAAAUAAAGCACGUCGGUGCACACAAUCACAGUCUUGAUAAGAAAGUUGUUCAUUUCUGCCAAAAUAAGGGUGUCGAUGACCCGAACGGCUCCCCAGGCCAUCCUCAACAAGAACAUGAGACACGCCACGGUUCCAUGUCUAGCACGCGGUGGAUUGUGGAUGAAUCUGAUGACGCUGCUGCCCUCGAAGUCGAAGGCCGAAAAUUUUCCACUGAUGACGAGGGUGCUCCUAUGAUGUGCAAUCUUAUUGAGCACAUUGCGAAGCGUCUACUACCCGAUCCUGACCGUCCCAAGGAUUACAUCACUCACAGUCUAUUCUGGAAAAAGAGCGGUGCGUAUAACCCCUGUUUCAAAGACCCUUAUUCUAAGGAAGAGCAAGCCAAUUUCGCUAAAUGCAUAUUCAUUGCGGACCGGUCUGGCUCUAUGGCCUCCCAGGAUAAAAAGCCAUUGCCAAACACCCCAGCAUCUGGAAAAAUUUCUGCGCGCUCAAACAACAGAUUCGGUGCGGUGCUAUCCUCGCUCUACGGCUUCUGGUCUGCUCGUUCAGCUGCAAUUGGAUCAAGUGCUAGCACAGCUCGCAGAGACGCGUAUAGUGUUAUUCUGUUCAAUAGCCAUGUCACGCCUAUUAUCGAAAACGACUUCACGAGUGACGCCAAUCAAUUGCUUGAUGUCGUCUUACCUCAUGCGGCGAACGGUGGGACCAAUUUUACUGCAGCGAUAACUAGUGCUGCGAGUGUCAUGGAGAGACACUGGAGCACAGAGAGGAAAGCUGUCUCUUUUCAUGCUGUUUCGUUUGGCCGAGAUAGCCAAAGUGUAGGUUCAAGUAAUGUGAACCGUCGACAAAUCACGUCGUCGACUUCCUUGCGUAGAAUGGUGCAAAUUGCCCAAGACACUCAGAACAAUGCACCCAGGGAUCCACUCGCGCCUGCCUCUGUGACAGUAAUGUCCUCGUACACCGACGCGCUAGAUACCGUACAGCUCGCUGAGACAUUCCUCGGGAUUGCGGAGUCAUUGCGGAAACCGAGAGGCAUGCAGGAUGUAGUCACUUUCCAGGUGUACUUAAAUGCAGUGGCCCAAUACGGGAGCGUGGCAGAGAACGGAACGCGCAUGGAUAUUAGCUGGCAUCACGUGACGUCCACGUCCAUGCAUAAUGUCGUAUUAUGCUUCGAUCUCCAUACGAGGUUGAAAUUGAAAUGCAUGACUUCCCAGUGGGAAGCUGAGUCGAACUGCUUGCAACCUAUCCGUACCUUCCCCUUGAAAAAGUCGCAGUCAAUGCGCGGAUGGUCAAUGGUUCAUCUCACUCAGCUCAUCCUUGCAAUAACCCUUGAACUGAUGCGUGGCGGCCACAGUUUCGGCGUGGCCUACGGCAGAGCCAAGUACUUCUUCCCACUUCAUGAGCGACUGGCCACCUGUGCUUUCGAACUUGAACAUGCCGAUGGAUGCAUGAUCAUUGACAUGGUGGAAAAAAGCGAAGUUGCGGCACGGACUCUCGAAGCAGCGGCUGCAGCAGGGAAAACCCUUGCACUAGUCGAGUGGGUAACAGACGAUAUCCUCGCUAUAUCGGUGGUUCCAUUCCUGCAGGGUAACACGCAACUACUUGUAUCACGCGUGCGAGACCCCCUGCGUCUCCAACUUUCUUUGGUUAUCUUCGAGCGGUAUGGCCCUCCCCCUGACUCGAUGGGCACUGCCUCUGCGACAAGUGACACUCGCAUCGAUAUCAAGCUGACAUUCAACCAAUUUCAUUCAACCCAUCAAGGUGCUAUGGUACAAGACGUGCAUUGGGCACAAGUCUGCGUCUUGGGCAUCGUCAACUUUGAGAAGCGAGAUUUCGUGCUUACCGAAAAUGGAUACGGAACGAUCGGCAUGCAGCUCGCCCUGGUUCCGUCGUCCAAGGUGCCCCGUAAUUCAUCACAAGAAUACCUAUUUGUUACCAGCCCAUCAGGGAGUAUGAAUGGCGCACGAAUCUAA
Messenger RNA from Pisolithus orientalis, 7194 nucleotides. RefSeq lists its product as uncharacterized. Bases 1 to 7194 code for a protein of 2397 amino acids. The transcript has 45 exons. The record is from RefSeq and is a predicted model, not a curated record. Lineage: Eukaryota; Fungi; Basidiomycota; Agaricomycetes; Boletales; Pisolithaceae. Gene Ontology annotation, molecular function: GTP binding; GTPase activity.